This is a messenger RNA of Pipistrellus nathusii (Nathusius's pipistrelle), 921 nucleotides long. NCBI's taxonomy places the organism in Eukaryota, Metazoa, Chordata, Mammalia, Chiroptera, Vespertilionidae. The record is from the annotation of a GenBank genome assembly.
AUGGCCCCCAAACUCUCGGACUCUGUGGAGCGGCUGCGCGCCGCCGGCAACCAGAGCUUCCGCAACGGCCAGUUCUCCGAGGCCGCCGCGCUCUACAGCCGCGCGCUGCGGGUGAUGCAGGAGCAAGGUUCUGUGGACUAUACAGAAGAAAGUGUUCUCUACUCCAACCGGGCGGCAUGCCACUUGAAGGAUGGGAACUGCAGAGAUUGCAUCAAAGAUUGCACUUCAGCACUGGCCUUGGUUCCCUUCAGCAUGAAGCCCUUGCUGCGGCGAGCAUCGGCCUAUGAGGCCCUGGAGAAGUAUCCCCUGGCCUACGUGGACUACAAGACUGUGCUGCAAAUUGAUGACAGUGUGAUGUCAGCCUUGGAAGGGGUCAACAGAAUGACCAGAGCCCUCAUGGACUCCCUUGGGCCGGAGUGGCGCCUGAAACUGCCCUCUAUCCCCUUGGUGCCUGUUUCAGCUCAGAAGAGGUGGGAUUCAGAAUACCACAACGAGACACCGAAAGGCAAAUCCAAAGAAACCACAACUGCCAAGAGCAGAGUGCCUUCUUCUGGGGAUGUGGAGAGAGCCAGAGCUCUGAAGGAAGAAGGCAAUGAGCUUGUAAAGAAGGGAAACCAUAAGAAAGCUAUUGAGAAGUACAGUGAAAGCCUCUCCUAUAGUAACCUGGAGUCCGCCACGUACAGCAACAGAGCGCUCUGCUAUUUGGCUCUGAAGCAGUACAAGGAAGCAGUGAAGGAUUGCACAGAAGCACUCAAGCUGGAUGGGAAGAAUGUGAAGGCAUUUUACAGACGGGCUCAAGCCUAUAAGGCACUCAAGGACUAUAAAUCCAGCUUUGCAGACAUCAACAGUCUCCUGAAAAUCGAGCCUAAGAAUGUCCCUGCACAGAAGUUGCAGCAAGAAGUUAACCAGAUCUUAAACUAA